GCUUCUGAUCUGGGGAGGUUCAGGGUUCGCUAAUAACCAAUUUUCAAUUUUCACCGAGCGCCAUUUACCAUAACACCAUUUUACCUAGUUCUCCUCAACUAUAAAGAAGUGAGCUCUACAAUACAUAUCCACGAGUUUAUAUCACCCAUGGUUUCCAUGUGGUGUCUCAGAGUGAAGUCAAUCCGUCGUCGUCCGAUGACUCUCCUCGGGGCAGCUGCUGCUACCAGUUUCUUCGUUGGCGUUGCUCUAUUCAAAUCAUGGACUCCAGCUCAUGUGCAGUGUGUAGCCUCUUGUGCUUCAGUGGGUGUGUAUCAGAUACUGCAAAAGAACGAAGCUUCCAAGAAAUUGAAAAACCACCGAGUGAAAAGAUUUGACGUAAACUUUCUUGGUUCCAACUCACCAAUUGAAGAUCGAUUUGUGGUCGGUGCUAGUAAUAACCUAGGAGCUACUCUCUUCUCAGUAAUUGACGGUCACAAAGGAACCCAUUGCUCACACUACCUCCAACACCACAUGUUACAACACGUAUCUACGGCUCUACACAAAACAGGAGAUGUUAAAGAUAAAGACGACUUGAGAAUUAUACUGAAUAUGAACAGUACACCUUUUGUCGUUAACUCACAAGCUGAAGUCGAGCUCCAACCCAAAGACGGUUUCGAUGGAAAUCUAAUUAAAGGAUGUUUACAGAAAUCUUUAAGUUUAUUGGAUGAUUCGUUUUGCAAUGCAGCUCUUGAAGACAUUAAACUCAUCCAAAAAGGACACUCCCUAUCUCCUGACAUGAAACAGCGUGUAAUGACGGCCAUUGAGGGGGCGUGUGCUAUCACAGCUGUCGUGAGAAAAGACGACAUUUUCGUCGCUAAUACGGGAGAUUGUAGAGUAGUGAUUGGGCGAGAAACGGCCGGUAAAACUUGGACAGCUGUUCCACUUUCAGACGACCAAAAUGCUCAGAACAAAGCUGAAGUGAAGCGGCUCCAAGACGCACAUCCGGGGGAGACGGUGAUAAUUGAGAAUCGUGUUCUGGGCAGUUUAAUGCCUUUCAGAACAUUUGGCGAUGCUGACUUCAAGUGGGAGAAAAAAUACUUGCAAGGUUUGAUGACCACCUGGAUAAACUACGAGACGCCACCGUACGUAACAGCUGAGCCUGUGGUCACCCACUGUAAAAUCGAAGAGAGUGAUCGUUUCCUGAUAAUUGGAUCGGAUGGUUUGUGGGAAAGAGUGUCUAACGAAGAAGCUGUAAACGUUGUUGCAAGGACUCAGGGGGAAAAGAAGUUUUCAAAGAAACGGUCGUUUUUUGGUUCGAUAUUUGGAGAGUCAAGGGACGAUGAGUGUUGCCGUGACAAUGCCGCUACUCAGCUAUUGUGGCAUGUGUUAGGAGGUAGUGAUACUGAAGUGUCUCAGCUACUCAAUGUAGACCCGAGGGUUAGCCGAAUGUAUCGUGAUGACAUCACUAUUAUUGUUGUGUACUUCUAAAAUUUAAUCAUUUCUAUCAUUUUGUGUAUUAUCAAUACAUCAAACUCUGAUUCAAAUUAUUGACAUGUUA
Halichondria panicea is the source of this 1537-nucleotide messenger RNA. RefSeq lists its product as uncharacterized. Gene Ontology annotation, molecular function: [pyruvate dehydrogenase (acetyl-transferring)]-phosphatase activity. The record is from RefSeq and is a predicted model, not a curated record. Gene Ontology annotation, biological process: protein dephosphorylation. Lineage: Eukaryota; Metazoa; Porifera; Demospongiae; Suberitida; Halichondriidae. The transcript is spliced from 3 exons. Gene Ontology annotation, cellular component: mitochondrion. Bases 148 to 1467 code for a protein of 439 amino acids.